Cylindrotheca closterium is the source of this 1287-nucleotide messenger RNA. NCBI's taxonomy places the organism in Eukaryota, Bacillariophyta, Bacillariophyceae, Bacillariales, Bacillariaceae. The record is from the annotation of a GenBank genome assembly.
AUGAUGAUGAUCAAAUCGCUGCAGCAUCUCUUCUUGGCAAUCUCCUCUCUGCUGUUGUUGUUGAGUGCAAACGCUCUUGUGCCCAACGACUGUCUCUCUUGCAGAGGAUCCAAUACUGCUGCUGCUGCUGCUGCUACUGCUUUUCGAGCAAGGUCACCAUUUACUAGUUUGCCUUCUUGGAAGCAACCACAAACAAGAUCACUUUCAAAGCAUUCUUCCUUGGUCGUGCUGCUCUCGGCAACCGCAGUCGAUGACAGUUUGGUAGAAAGCAAACAAAAGACGCAACCACCCUCGCUUCCACCUAAUGAUGACAACGAUGGCGAACUCGAUUUGUCCAGUCGCAUCAUCAACUUUGUCUUUUUGGCACUGGCCUUUGGGUACGCGGCCUAUACCAUUUUGAAUAUUGACAAUGGCAUGACCCGGGGCUGGACCACGGGGGAAAUUGCCAUGCGGAUUCCCUUGGACAAUUGGGGAGCCUACGAAGAUUACUUGGCCAACAAACCCAUUUUUACCAAGACGCUGAUCAAUGUGAUCAUUUACUUGCUGGGAGAUUGGUUGAGUCAGACGGCCUUUCAGGGAAAGAAUGUUUUGGAUUUUGAUAUUUCUCGGACACUCCGCAAUGGCUUUAUUGGGCUUUGCUUUGGACCAUUGGUCCACGAAUAUUAUCAAUUCAGUGAUACCAUUUUGCCACCCGAAAAUGGUUUUGUUACCCGAUUGGAAAAGAUUUUUAUGGAUCAAACCAUUUACUUGACCGUCAAGUGCAGCAUUUACAUUAGUGCUGUGGGACUCUUGGGUGGGGAUGACUUGGCAACUGUCAAGCAGACUGUUCAAGAUAAGAUUGGUGGAGUAGUAGUGACGGCAUGGAAAUUUUGGCCAUUGGUCCAUUGCAUUACCUAUGGAUUGAUUCCGGCCCGUCAUCGCAUUCUUUGGGUCAACUCGGUGGAUUUGGUAUGGAAUGCUAUUUUGGCUUCCAAAGCGCAAAAGACUGAUGAGGAUGAGGAUGGUUCGGAGGAAGGAGGAGAAGGCGAAGCAUCAUCAUUAGUCCUGGACGCAGUAGCGGUGGAGAUUGAAAAUGAUGAACAAGAACCAGCACAGGCUCACAACAGUCUCAAGGGAGCAGGCGAUGAGGUUCCAUCUCUGAUUCUAGAGAACAAUAACAAGCUAUCAUUAGUCGAAGAAGAGUCGUCAUCGGAACACAAUACUGUCGCGGCCGAAGUAAUGGAGUUGAAUGGAACCAUGGUGUCGGGAUCCAAUUCCACAGAAAAGGGGGUGCUAGUAGCACCUUGA